This is a messenger RNA of Grammomys surdaster, 633 nucleotides long. Its product is annotated as cytochrome P450 3A13-like. The annotation marks the transcript as partial. The record is from RefSeq and is a predicted model, not a curated record. Gene Ontology annotation, molecular function: testosterone 6-beta-hydroxylase activity; iron ion binding; heme binding. NCBI's taxonomy places the organism in Eukaryota, Metazoa, Chordata, Mammalia, Rodentia, Muridae. The transcript has 6 exons. Gene Ontology annotation, biological process: steroid metabolic process; oxidative demethylation.
GGCUUCUGGGAAUGUGACAUACAAUGUCAUAAAAAGUAUGGGAAAAUGUGGGGGUUGUAUGAAGGUCAACAGCCUUUGCUGGCUGUCGCGGAUCCAGACAUAAUCAAAACAGUGCUUGUGAAGGAAUGUUACUCUACCUUCACAAACCGGCGGAACUUUGGUCCAGUGGGGAUUUUGAAAAAAGCCAUCUCUAUCUCUGAGAAUGAAGAAUGGAAGAGAAUACGAGCCCUGCUGUCUCCAACCUUCACCAGUGGGAAGCUCAAGGAGAUGUUCCCCAUCAUUAACCAGUAUACAGAUGUGUUGGUGAGAAACAUGAAGCAGGGAUUAGAGGAAGGCAAGCCCACCAUCAUGAAAGACAUCUUUGGGGCCUACAGCAUGGAUGUGAUCACAGCCACCUCAUUUGGAGUAAACGUUGAUUCCCUCAACAAUCCACAGGAUCCUUUUGUGGAAAAAAUCAAGAAGCUCUUAAAAAUUAAUCUUUUUGACCCACUGUUCCUCUCAGUGACACUUUUUCCAUUCCUUACCCCAUUAUUUGAAGCACUAAAUGUCUCUUUGUUUCCAAGAGAUGUCAUAAACUUUUUUAAAACUUCAGUAGAACGAAUGAAAGAGAAUCGCAUGAAAGAUAAAGAAAAG